Messenger RNA from Malurus melanocephalus (red-backed fairy wren), 1444 nucleotides. RefSeq names its product S100P binding protein (gene S100PBP). The transcript is spliced from 3 exons. The coding region runs from base 98 to 1381 and encodes 427 amino acids. Lineage: Eukaryota; Metazoa; Chordata; Aves; Passeriformes; Maluridae. The record is from RefSeq and is a predicted model, not a curated record.
CCUCCUCCAGAAGGGUUGAUCCGAGGGCAGCAGCAGCAGAUGAGCCUGAGCUCAGGCCUCUAGAGCAGGAAACCGAGCUCCAGGAAAUCCCAACACCAUGGGGGACAGUUCCCCUCAUCCCCCCGGGCUCUGCCUGUGCCAGGAAUUCAAACAGGACACAAUUCCCAGGGCCAAGAGGCUGUCAGAUUCCACCAUACAGGUUCAGGCCUUGCAGUCUGCUAAGAAAGCUUGCGUGCUGAUCCACGGCUGCAGCACUCCAGAUCCUGCAGGGAAUCCUCUGUUCCCUUCCCCAGGUUCUGGCUGCUCUCUUUUCCUGGAUGAGAGUGGCCAGGAUGAGCUCACUGCUGGUUUUUCAGGACCAGGCUACGAUGAUGUGGCCAUUUCCCUGGAUAUCAGCAGGUGUUUCGACGACAGCGAGCUGGACGAUUCCCUGCUGGAGCUGUCAGGCAGCGACAAAGGGAAUUCUCCCUUUGAUUACACCGAGGAGGAGAUCCAGGAAAUCUUGGCAGAUGAUUCCCUGGAAGCUGAGCAGCAGCAGCAGCAGCAGCAGCAGCACCAUGUCGCCGGUGAGAGCCGUUUGAGCCAAAAUGAGAGCGAGAAGGCCGAGAGCAGCAGCUGCACUGAGGGGAUGUCAGGCAGUGAAGUGACUUCAGAGGUCACAGAGGAGCCAAAAGAACCCCAAGAGCAUUCUUCAGUCAGUUCUGGGUGUGAUGGUGGAUUUUUGAGUGGAAAUGCUGCUCUGGAUGGGGCCCARCUGCAGCAGGAGCUGGACUUGGAUCUUCAGGAGCUCCUGAGCCUGAGCCCGUUCGCCGCCGCCUGCUCCGAUGAGGCUCUGGAGGACAAUUACCUGGGAGAGGUGGAAAGAGAAACUUUGGAAGCCAUGAUAGAUGAUUGCUUGGGAUAUUCUUCAUCUGCUGGCAGCUGCUAUUCCAAAGAAUCCUCACAAGAAGCGAUGCCUAAAGGUCGGGAGAGCCUGGUGAAGAAUUGCCUGGAAAAAUCUGUGCCCUCGUCUGAACUUCCCCGUGGUCAGGGCAUGGGGGGUGAGAGCCUGGCAUCUGUGGUGGCACCAAGCAAAGAACUUCCCAAAGCAACAACGAGCUGCUCCUCGAGGAAAUCAGACUCUCCAGAGGAUGCUAAAGGGGAAUCCACGGGAGCUGAGCAGCCAGCAGGCAACGCCAAAUUAARUGACGCAGCUGUAGGCCAGGCCAAGCAGGAGGAGACAACCAGUGGGAAGAAAACURGCAAAAUUAUUCCACAGGAGGAGGAAGAAAGGCCAAAACAACGGAGCUGCAUGUCAGAAGUGCAACCUGAGCAAAAGAAACGUUUCUCUACAGGCUGUGCCAAUCUAAAUGAGGAAAAAUGUGGAUAUUACCUCAGGUAACCCCUGUUUGGGAUGGGAUGAGGCUGAUGGGGAGGGAAAAAWUGAUAUUUGUUCUUUGUUUGG